AUGGCACACAAGACCGUUUCCAUGGCCCUGGCCGCAGUGGGAAUAUUCACCCUCUAUCUGCUUACCAAAACCCUCAUCAAGACAUGGCAAAACGCCGCCGAAGCCCGCCGUCUUGGCUGCAAGCCACCGGCCUCCUUCCCCUACAUCUGUCCCUUGGGCAUAGACAUUGUGCACAAGCUCAUGCUCGCCCGCCGGCAGAUGCGGAUGCCCGAGUGGCUGCGGGAACAGCUGGCCAAAACGUCGACGCCCUCCAACCCAAACAACCUGACCUGCGCUUUCCGAAUCGUCCACACCAGCGGCAUCCUGACGGCCGACGAAGCCAACGUGCACGCCAUGCUUUCGAAGCAGUUUGACGACUUUGAGGUCGGCCGGAGCAGGCGCGAAAUCGCCCGCCCCCUGGUCGGCGACAGCAUCUUCACCACGGACGGGCACGUCUGGAAGAUGCUGCGGUCGCUGGUCCGGCCGUCGUUUGCCCGGCAUCAGGUUGGCGACCUCGACUUGGAUGAAAAGCACGUUGGGAAUAUAAUGGCCUGUCUCGAGACCGGCUCCGACGGCUGGACGGCAGACGUGGAUCUCCAAACGCUCAUGUUUAGAUAUUCGCUCGAUUCGUCCACCGAAUACCUCUGCGGCGCCUCGGUUGGCUCCCAGCUCAAGGCGCUACGGGCGGAAAAAACGACAGGAGACGGAGACGAAAUCGAUUUUGCAGCCGCCCUGGACCGGGCAAUGGAGAGCCUGGCCAUUCGAGGACAGUUCUUCGAAUUCGGACCCUACAUCUGGCCCAGGGGGUUCCAAAAGGCCUGUCUAGACUGCCACGCCUUUAUCGACAAGUACGUAGCCCGUCAGCAGCAGCGCAGAUCCCUCGCCGCCGCCGAGAAACCCAAACAACCGUCAGCCGACGACGCAUCAUCACCACCCGCGGCCAAGGACAAGUACAUCUUCCUGGACGCCCUGGCGGAAAACUUUCCCGACCCCGUGGAGCUGCGGCACCAGAUCCUGGGCGUGCUCUUUGCGGGCCGCGACACGACGGCCUCGCUGAUCAGCUGGGUGUUUUACAACCUGGCGCGCGACCCGGCGCGGUACCACAAGCUCCGGCAGGUCGUGCUGGAGCAGUUUGGCGGGCCGGCCGGGGACCCGAGCCGCGUCGUCACCUUCGAGGGCCUCAAGGACUGCAGGUACCUGCAGCACGUCAUCAACGAGACGGCGCGCCUCUGCCCCGUCGUGCCCGUCAACUCGCGGCUCGCGCGGCGCAACACCACGCUGCCCAGGGGCGGCGGGCCCGAUGGCCAGUCAAAAGUCUUUGUCAAAAAGGGCACGCUGGUCUAUUUUGCGCCGUAUAUCAUGGGGCGGAGGAAAGACCUCUGGGGCGAGGAUGCGGACCGGUUCGUGCCGGAAAGGUGGGAGGGUAAAAGGCACGGGUGGGAGUUUAUACCGUUCAGCGGAGGACCUCGAAUCUGCCCCGGCCAACAAUCAGCAUUGACCAAGACUGCAUACGUCAUCGUGAGGCUAUUGCAGCGCUUUGACAGGAUAGAGAGCUGGGACCCUGAAGUGCAUGUCAAGCACGACGCGACUGCUACCAUGUGCUCCGGGACGGGAGUCAAGGUUAGGCUGCACGCGGCUAGCUGUUGA
This is a messenger RNA of Pyricularia pennisetigena, 1626 nucleotides long. RefSeq lists its product as uncharacterized. Bases 1 to 1626 code for a protein of 541 amino acids. The record is from RefSeq and is a predicted model, not a curated record. The transcript has 2 exons. Gene Ontology annotation, molecular function: monooxygenase activity; iron ion binding; oxidoreductase activity, acting on paired donors, with incorporation or reduction of molecular oxygen. NCBI's taxonomy places the organism in Eukaryota, Fungi, Ascomycota, Sordariomycetes, Magnaporthales, Pyriculariaceae.